Messenger RNA from Ilyonectria robusta, 1446 nucleotides. RefSeq names its product general substrate transporter. NCBI's taxonomy places the organism in Eukaryota, Fungi, Ascomycota, Sordariomycetes, Hypocreales, Nectriaceae. The annotation marks the transcript as partial. The record is from RefSeq and is a predicted model, not a curated record. Gene Ontology annotation, biological process: carbohydrate transport; transmembrane transport. The transcript is spliced from 4 exons. Gene Ontology annotation, cellular component: membrane. Gene Ontology annotation, molecular function: carbohydrate:proton symporter activity.
CAGGCCAUCAAGGGAAGCCCCAUCGCCAUUCUAUCCUGUAUUGGUGCCGCAAUAGGGCCGCUCAUGUACGGUUUCGACAUGGUUAUUGUCGGUGCCUGUAUAUCCAUGCCCGCCUUCCAGUUCGAAUACGGCACGCACCUCGCCGACAACACGUUCAUCAUCCCAGCGCUCUGGCAGUCGCUGUGGAACUCCCUAAUCCAACUUGGCAUCAUCAUCGGUGCUAUGCUCAACAGCGCCUUCCAGGACCGCUUUGGCCGUCGCUGGGGAUUCCGCUCCGGUGGCUUCAUUGCUGCUGUUGGUGUUACCGUCAUGUACAUAUCAGAUAUCCCCGACUCCGUUGAUACCCGUAGAUCAAUCUUCUUGGUCGGCAAGAUAAUCCUCGGUGCUGCCAUGGGACAACUCAACUCGACUUGCCAGACAUACGUGUCCGAGGUCGCACCGCCAAAGCUCCGUGGCCCUCUCCUCUCCAUCUUCACCUUCGCCAUGGUCACCGGCCAAGUCAUUGCCAUCAGCUCCGUCAACGCCCGCAUCUUGAUAUUCACUCCCAUUGCGUACAAGGUCAUCAUUGCCUCCCAAUGGGCUUGGUGUGGUGCUCUCUUCCUUCUCUCCUUCAUCAUCCCUGAGAGUCCUUUCUGGCUUGUCAGUCUCAACCGUCAAGACCGCGCGCGCACCAUGUACAACCGCCUCAACUCCUCGCGCGUGAACAGGGUCGCCGGCUUCGCAGCCAUCAAAGAGACGCUCGACCACGAGAGUCAAUCCCAAAAUGCUACCGGCCAAGCUUCCAUCGCAGAGUGUUUCCGUGGUACCAACACACGCCGUACUAUUAUAGUCGCCUCCACCUUCUGGUUGCAGCAAUUUCUCGGCGUGACGUUGCUCGCAAACGGCCCGUACUUCCUCCAGAUGGCCGGCAUGAAUUUUGUCAAGUCGCUGGAAAUCUCCCAAGUUGGCAUCUCUCUUGCACUUCCCGCGACCGUCAUCUCGUGGUGGACUAUGACGCGCUUUGGCCGUCGAACAAUCCUGCUCUGGAGCAUCGUCAGCGUUGGCUUGCUGUGGUUCAGCGUUGGCAUCGCUGGCGUCUGGCCCACCAAUACCACGGCGUUGAUGUACAUCGGUGUCAUGAUGCAGAUCAUCACUUUUUUCUUUGGUCUCGGCGGUGGCAGUGCCACGCCUGUCAUUGCGGCUGAAAUCUCGUCGGCUCGUCUACGCGCGCUGUCGCAAGCAGUGACCUUCGUUAACGCCGCCUUCUCGUCGUGGUUGUUCAAUUUUGUGGUACCGUACAUGUUCAACAGCGACCAGGGAAACCUCGGCGGUUUGUGUGGCUUCAUCUUUGGCGGCCUCUGCGUUAUUGGCUUUAUCUUCUCUUACUUCUGUAUUCCAGAGACCAAGGGUCGCAGCAUCGCCGAGGUCGACGAAAUGUUCGAGUCACAGGUUGCGACGCGGAAGUUU